Molecule: messenger RNA, 3846 nt
Organism: Homalodisca vitripennis (glassy-winged sharpshooter)
Lineage: Eukaryota; Metazoa; Arthropoda; Insecta; Hemiptera; Cicadellidae
Gene: GlcT
Product: ceramide glucosyltransferase
Exons: 8
Coding region: 253-1443 (396 amino acids)
Biological process (GO): glucosylceramide biosynthetic process
Cellular component (GO): membrane
Molecular function (GO): ceramide glucosyltransferase activity
Source: RefSeq, a predicted model, not a curated record
GUCACAGCAGACGAGGAAAGUGAUUCAGUGUAUGAAUCAACUGUAAAUAAUGUCUAAUUAUUUAGUGAAUAGUUGUCUAGAUUUGACCUUUACAAUCUCAAAUAGAUGUUUCAUGAUAAAAUGCUGUCUGUAAAUUGUUUUGUUUUAAAUGUAAUGGGUUGAUUUUUACUCUAGGCUCAUGUGAUUUACCUAAUUUAGAUCUGCAGUAUUGUAUUUUAUAUUGCAAUUGUAUUUAAUGUAUACCAAAUUAUUAUGGCACCAAUGUUAUAUACUCUUAGUGGAUUUUCCUCGUUCUUUUUUAUAUUUUGGUGUGGAAAGUGGUUAGUGCAUAUUGCUGCUAUUAUAUAUGGCAAACACACACUUCAUCGGAAAGUGAAUGACCAGCCCACAGAAACACCACUGCCAGGAGUAUCAAUCAUCAAACCUUUAAUGGGGGUAGAUCCGAACUUGUAUGCAAAUUUAGAAACAUUUUUUACAAUGAAUUAUCCAUUAUAUGAAAUUGUAUUUUGUGUUGAAGAUGAAAACGAUCCAGUGAUAAUGCUUGUGCGAAAACUCAUAGAGAAGUAUCCUUUAGUCGAUGCUAGUAUUUUUAUUGGUGGAGCUGAUGUAGGAGUCAAUCCCAAAAUCAACAAUAUGCAACCAGGAUAUCUUGCCUCGAAAUACCCAUUGGUUCUCAUAUCAGACAGCGGUAUAAGAAUGAAGGAAGACACUCUGAUUGAUAUGGUUCAGCUGAUGACUGAUGAUGUGGGGUUGGUCCAUCAGCUGCCUUUCACCUGUGAUAGAGAAGGCUUUGCUGCUACCGUUGAAAAGAUUUACUUCGGUACCCUGGUGGCUCGCAUUUACCUGGUGGCGGAUCUCCUGCGCAUCAACUGCCACACUGGAAUGUCAGCUCUGAUGCGAAAAUCUCUCAUCAAUGAUGUGGGUGGCAUCCAAGCGUUCAGCUGCUACCUCGCAGAAGAUUUCUUCUUCGCCAAGUCCUUUUCGGAAAGAGGCUGGAGAAUUAGAGUUGCCAGCCACCCGGCUUUCCAGAACUGUGGUUUCUGUGAAAUCAACAGUUUCCAGGCCCGAUUACAAAGGUGGGCCAAGCUGAGGGUUGCGAUGCUGCCUCACACAAUACUGCUGGAACCCCUCUCCGAGUGUUUGGUACUCGGAGCAUGUGCAGCAUGGUCGGCCAGCUACCUCUUCGGCUGGGAACCACUAGUCUUCUUCCUAGUCCAUGUUUUAGUUUGGUUCUUCUUUGAUUGGGUACUGCUCUCGAUUGUACAGAAUGGAUCCUUGCCCUUCAGCAAGUUCGACUAUGUAGUGGGAUGGUUGUUCAGAGAGAUCAGCGGGCCGUAUUUGUUCAUGAAUGCGGUGUGGGACCCCACCAUCAGGUGGCGGUCGCGAACGUACCGCUUGCGCUGGGGAGGUAUUGCCGAGGAGUUCGGUCCCAAGGCGAUGUGAGAUCAGCUGUCUCUGCCAGUGACUGCUGCACCACUGGUCCUAACAGAUCCCUGCUCAUAGCACCUCUACUCCAAGCUAGAUAUGUAAAUCAGAAUCCUGACCUAUUCCACUCGCGUACCGUUGCCUUUUUUUAAGAUCAGUAGUUUGUACAUGAAUUGAUCUGUGUAGAACAGAUUUCGCUCCACUGACACGGCUUAAAGGAUUCUCAGUUAGAUUUAUGUUAUCAUCGUUCUAGUCUGAAACGAGACAGCCAGUUCGACUCUCUCGCAACCGUUUGCAUGAGUGUAAUCUGUCACCGAGUAUCAGGCUAAAUGUACUUCUGUACUGUAAAUUGUGGUCUAACAGACAUAAACCUUAACUGUAAACAUAUCAAAGUGUGGAGUAAUAAUACUAUAGGAGUUACAAUAUGAUAAGUUUGAUAAAACGCUGAUUCUGAAUGCAGGGUUACAUGUACAAUAAAUGACAACUGGACAUGUGUAUGAAAUGGUUUAUGGGUUUUUAUGCACACUUUAGCUGCCAUGUCCAUAUGGAUCGCAAGGGACAAACUUAUCUUACAUUAGCUGAACUUGCCUGGGAUUUCAUUCUUCUUUAUAACUUACAAAAAUAGCGCAAAUAGCACUCUAAUUACCUAAUUUUUUAUCGGUUCAAGGUUCAAACUAAUAAUUUCGAAGUACCACCCGUCAUAAAUAGGUUUUUAUCAUUAUUCACAGUUCACACUGUUUACAGUUCUUGUUAUCAAACUGCUGUUGGUGUGAUAUUUUCUAACUAUGAGUUUGUGUCACUUAAAUUAUGUCCCUCAGCCCUCUGAUUUAGUCAUGACAAUGGACGCAGUUAUCACUUAAAUUGCAAUUAAAACAAAAUAUCUGUAAAGCAGAUAGCAGGAUUGACUUUUUUGUACAAUCAGUUUAGUAUUGAUAAAUUUGAGAUUCAAUCUAUAUAGCUACUGCCAGUACUUCGACUUCCCGUUUCCGGUAAGCUAGAGUGCGUAACCAACACAAUUUGAGAGUGCACGGUAGUCAAAUUUUAGCACUGACUUAUCUUGUCCUCUCAUUUUUUUCUUUGUGGAUCUCAAAUGGCACUACCUGAAAAUGUUGAGCCUGAGCGCAUUCUCACCUCCGUAAUUUCACACGAACUGUAGAGAAUCAUUUCAAAUAUAAUUGUUCAAUCAGCCUAGACACCUUAUGCAAUUUUAUGAUUGUUUUACUAUCAGUACUAUAGUAUCAUUAGCCUGUAGAUGUCUUAACGAGGUUUUCUUUAGUAAAACAUUUGGACUAUGAAGGGAACAGGAUUGGACAUUUGCCAUCGUUUAGUGAAACAAGAAAUCAGUAACACUACGUUUCGAGAUCUGCAAUCUGAUCUCUUCUUCAGGUAAAGAACUAACCAAAUUUACAUAAAAUAAACAAAUCACACCAGAGCGUUGUGGCACGCCUAAGUCAGGAAUCACAACCACCAUGUUUGUCAACUUCACUAAAGUGCUAGUAAUAAAAUAUGGACUGGCAGCUAAAGUGUUUCAUUGAUAUUUUAAAAUAUUAGCACUGUAAAGCAAUAUUAAUUAUUUAAUUAUAUGUAACCCAGCAAUGUGUUGAUCAAAUAGGGAUUUCAGAAAGAACAAGUACGCUAUAUAGUGUUUGUAUUGACUAAUCAUUAAGAUUGACUGAAUCAUUACUUUUUUUACAAAUUAUUGUUUUUUCUGAAAUAUAUAAUAUGUUAGAUAUUAUGUAGAGAAAAUCAGGUAAAUUUAUAAUUUUUUAUAUCAAUUUUUGUUAGUAAUUGAUAAGCAUCACUAAAGGUUUAGGGUCUUUUGAUAUACACUGAUAUUAUGUUUAUUAAAGUAAAUUUACCACUUUUUGUAUGUAAUAAUUCAUAAUAUUAUUCAAUAACAUAUUUUUUAAACUAUUUUUGAUCAUUAAAUCUUCUUGGCAUUUACUGUUUGAAUAUGUUAGUUUUCAUUGUUUUUAGUAUAAUUUAAAAUAAUUUUAUACAUUUUAUUUUUAUAUAUUUUAUUUUAUUAUGAUAAUAUACACAAUCAAAGUUGUUAGCUUUAAAGUUUGAAAAAUAAGAUACAUUAAUUACCUUAUAGAAACAGAUUUUUUAUAUGGAUCAGUGUUUAUUUUUUGCCUUUAUUAUGUUUUCAAGAUUAAAGAUUAAUCUCAAAAUAUGGAGCUAUAGAACCUCUAAUAUGAACCCUAAAAGAAUGUUUCCACAGGCUUGUAAUGCAUUUGUUAAACAUAUGUUUGAUACCCAUUAGGUAAGAGAAGUGAUACAGAGAUAGUCUAAAUGAUGUACACGAUUUUUUUACAAAUCGUGGAAGAAAAACUGAAGUAGUAUUUUUUACAAUAGUUUAUUUUCUUAUCAACUGUGUAAUACAAAUAUUAUGGCUGUUUAAUAAAAGAUUAAGGGUGA